AAAGAGAGAGAGCCCAACCUACCUAUUCUUCUCUCUCACUCUGUUUCUUCACUUCACCACAAGAUAAAACAGAGCACAACACCAGAUCAUCACCAUAUAAAUAUUUUCACAUAAUACUUUUAUCAAACACUUUCGACACUACACUCAAACUUUCAAUACUACAUUUUUUGCAUUAAUAUGGGAACAUGCACAUCCAAGCCUCCCCGGCCGAAUCUCUACGCGCCGCCGGGAGAAGAAAUCGUGUACACCGAAGACGACGUCAAAUCUCCGGCCAAGAAUGAUUCGAAUGCCGGAAAGAAAACACCCAUGUUCCCGUUUUACACGCCGAGUCCUGCGCAUUACUUGUUCGGCAAGAAAUCGGCGUCUUCGCCGGCGAACUCCACGCCGAGGAAGUUUUUCAGGCGGCCGGCUUCGCCGGCGAAGCAUAUAAAGGCGGUGUUGUUGAGGCGGAGAGGCGGCGGGAAGGGGGCGGAUGAGGAAGAGGAGUGUGGAGGGCUGGACAAGAGCUUUGGGUUCUCCAAGGAGUUCAAGAGUUGUUAUGAAGUUGGGAAAGAAGUGGGGAGAGGGCAUUUUGGGUAUACUUGUGCUGCUAAGUGUUUGAAGGGGGAGCUUAAAGGUCAACAAGUUGCUGUCAAGAUCAUUUCUAAGUCUAAGAUGACAACUGCAAUUGCAAUCGAGGAUGUGAGAAGGGAAGUGAAAAUUUUGAAAGGUUUAAAAGGACAUGAAAAUCUUGCCCAAUUCUAUGAUGCAUUUGAAGACAAAGAUAAUGUCUAUAUAGUACUGGAGCUUUGUGAAGGGGGAGAGCUCCUUGACAGAAUACUUGCAAGGGGUGGAAAAUAUUCAGAAGAUGAUGCAAAGGCUAUUAUGGGGCAAAUUUUAAAAGUCGUUGCAUUUUGCCAUUUACAGGGUGUAGUGCACCGGGAUCUUAAACCGGAGAAUUUUCUAUUUAGCACAACGGAUGAAAACUCUCAGUUAAAAGCAAUAGACUUUGGGCUGUCUGAUUUUGUUAGACCAGAUCAGAAACUGAAUGACAUUGUCGGAAGUGCGUACUAUGUGGCACCCGAAGUUUUACAUAGAUCUUACAGCACAGAGGCUGACGUAUGGAGUACAGGUGUUAUAGUGUAUAUACUUCUGUGUGGAAGUCGCCCAUUUUGGGCCCGAACUGAGUCUGGCAUAUUUCGAGCAGUUGUUAAGGCUGAUCCAAGUUUUGACGAUGAACCUUGGCCUUCAUUAUCCUUGGAGGCUAAGGAUUUUGUCAAGCGUCUUUUGAAUAAAGACCCUCGUAAACGAAUGACUGCGGCACAGGCUCUUAGUCAUUCCUGGAUAAGGAGUCACAAAGACAUAGAAGUCCCACUUGACAUUAAUAUAUUCAGACUUAUGAAAGUUUACAUGCGAUCAACACCAUUGCGCAAGGCUGCCUUAAGGGCAUUAUCAAAGACAUCGACACCAGACGACGUUUUUUACCUGAAGAAGCAGUUUGCUUUGUUGGAGCCAAAUCAAAACAACAGCAUAAACUUGGAAAGCAUAAAUUCGGCACUGAUGAAACAUGAAACAGAUGCUAUGAAGGAGUCUCGGACACCUGAUUUCCUGACAUCACUAAAUGUUCUCAAGUACAGAAGGAUGAAUUUUGAAGAGUUCAGCGCAGCUGCACUUAAUGUCCAUCAGAUGGAAGCACUAGAUCAGUGGGAACAACAUACUCGUUGUGCAUAUGAAAUUUUUGAGAAGGAUGGAAACAGGGCAAUUGUUAUCGAAGAACUGGCAUCAGAACUCGGUGUUGGUCCUUCAGUCCCUGUGCUUUCCGUGAUCCGUGACUGGAUAAGGUCUAAUGAUGGAAAGUUGAGCUUUCUUGGAUUUGUCAAAUUGUUACAUGGAGUUUCUACACGAAGUAUCGGGAGCACGAAGUAAGGGUAGCAGUAUGUUUGAGAAUAGCAUAGAUAGGAAAACUGGAAAGGAAGUACUACAACUUGGAUAUAUUCUACGAAGUUGGUGCACUGCGACCAUCUCGGCUUCCCAGCAAGAACAUCUGUAAAAACAGUAGCAGCUUCACAUCAAAGUUAUUGUCUUUGUAAUUUCUUCUUCCAGAUAUAAUACACAGUCUCUUCUGUUCCAAAUACAAAUGCUGAACCACACCUCACCAACUGCUGUAAAAUCAAAUUUAGUUAGUGAGCUUGUGGCAUUUUUUUGCAAAUAUAUUGGCUCUUAGCAUA
Molecule: messenger RNA, 2207 nt
Organism: Daucus carota subsp. sativus
Lineage: Eukaryota; Viridiplantae; Streptophyta; Magnoliopsida; Apiales; Apiaceae
Product: CDPK-related kinase 5
Exons: 11
Coding region: 178-1905 (575 amino acids)
Biological process (GO): intracellular signal transduction; peptidyl-serine phosphorylation; protein autophosphorylation
Cellular component (GO): nucleus; cytoplasm
Molecular function (GO): calcium/calmodulin-dependent protein kinase activity; calcium-dependent protein serine/threonine kinase activity; calmodulin binding
Source: RefSeq, a predicted model, not a curated record